AAAAAAUUCAUUAGCAAUUUGGAAAACAUGUCCUCAUGUUCUUUCGUAAGUGAGCAAGAGUAUGAAUAUGAACUUUGAAGUUAAAAAGUGUUUGAUCCCAUAUUAGAAUGAUUUAGAAAUUCCAACUGAUAAUAUUAAGGAUAGGUUUAGUGUUAUCAUCAAUGCAGGUGCAGCUAGCACUUGGAAUUCAGAAUGGCUGAACAGCAAAUCAUCAGUGUUGUUGCUUCUUCCUCUAGCUCUUCUUUUAUGGUGUGUCCUAAAAAAUAUGACGUUUUUCUAAGCUUUCGAGGUGAGGACACCCGCAUGAACUUCACAAGCCAUCUUCAUGAAGCUUUGAAGCAAAAGAAAGUUGAAACCUUUAUAGAUUAUGAGCUUAAAAAGGGAGAUGAAAUCUCACCAGCACUCAUCAAUGCCAUCGAAGAUUCUCAUGUAUCUAUUGUUAUUCUCUCUGAGAACUAUGCUUCCUCAAAAUGGUGCUUGGAAGAACUCAGCAAGAUUCUAGAAUGCAGGAAAAAGCAAGGACAAAUGGUGAUACCUGUAUUUUACAAUAUAGAUCCAUCCCAUGUGAGGAAGCAAACUGGAAGCUAUGAGCAAGCCUUUGCAAAACAUAAGGGACAAUCCAAUUACAACAAAUGGAAAGUUGCUCUCAAUGAAAUAGCUAAUUUAGCUGGGUGGGACUCUCGAAAUAGGUAAAUAAAAUGAAUUGAGAAUGACUGAAUUUUUUGAAACAAAGAUAAUGUGUUGAUUUGAAUUGAGUUGGACAAAUUUAAUUCUAAAUCCAAUAAAAACAUAAGGAUGAUAAAAUUAUGACAGAUAUCAUAUGAUAUGGAAUUAUACAUAUUGAAGUGAAUAGUGAUAUAUAGUUGUUUGGAGGAAAAAAUUUAUGGAUAGUUUUUUUUAUGUGUGAUGGUGUUGUUUUUUAAUUAAAAUUAAAAUUUUAUUUCGAUAUUAUAUCUUUACAUUUAAUAUAGAUAUCAUUAAUAUGUAUUCACGUAUAUAACCAAAGAAAAACUUUAAUUUUAAUUAAAAAAUAAUGUCAACAACAUCUUAAAAAAAUUGUACUAAUUUUUUUCUUAGUUGUUUCCUUCUUUUGUGUAUAGCUGUAAUGCAAUUGAUGCUUUGCAGCGAACUAUAUUUGUCCACUAACGUGUCUAAACAUAAUAAAUGAAAAAAUAAAUAAAGAAAUUUGAGAGAGAUAAUAAAUUAACAAAAAAGUUAUUUGUGGUUUGGAGAAAUUCUGAGUUCAAAGUCUCACUAUGUGAUAGUACAUUUUACGCACGGAAAUACUAUUUUGUUGCUGCCAUCAUAAUCUUUCUCAUUAAUGAAAAA
Molecule: messenger RNA, 1329 nt
Organism: Cajanus cajan (pigeon pea)
Lineage: Eukaryota; Viridiplantae; Streptophyta; Magnoliopsida; Fabales; Fabaceae
Source: RefSeq, a predicted model, not a curated record